UAUUUUGUAUUGUGUGUGACGUCAUCGUGGACGUCCUGCGUUCUUUGUGCGCAUGCGCAGCUGUUUUGCACACGUGAAGGAUCAGGCAGCAUGGCUGAUAAAACAGAAGUUGCUUUAGACCGGACUCAGGUGAAAAAGGCCGUUCAGGCUCUGCAGGCUUUCCUGAAAACCAAGUCCACCCAGGACUCCCUGCUGCUGGACGACACUCAGCAGAUCAGCCUGCUCUUCACGCUGUGGAAGAUCCCCAAACAGGCUCAGACCAUCCGCAUCCCUUUGCCCCAUGGCCAGCGGACCGACACAGACGAGGUGUGCCUCUUCACCAGAGAUGAGCCCAACAUGACCCCGGAUCAGACGCAGAGGUUUUACAAGAGGCUGCUGGAGGAGAAGGGUGUCAAAAACGUCUCUGAGAUCAUCCCCUACAAGCUCCUGAAGACGGAGUACAAACCACACGAAGCCAAGCGCCGGCUGCUUGGAAACUUUGACAUGUUCAUCUCCGACGACCGCAUCCGCCGUCUGCUGCCGUCCCAUCUGGGGAAGCAUUUCUACGAGAGGAAAAAAGAGCCACUGUGUGUGAACCUGCAGAGCAAACAUCUGGCCAGAGACAUCCAGCGUGUCGUCCAGGGCACCAGCCUGAAGGUGACCAACAGGGGCUGCUGCUGCAUGGCUCGUGUUGCCCACUCCAGCAUGACUGCAGAUGAGGUGACGGAAAACAUCGAGGCCACUGUCCAAACGGUGAUGGCCAAAAUACGCAUGAAAGGACAAGUGAUGAAGAUCAUCCAUAUAAAGAGUCAAUCGUCAGUGGCCCUGCCCAUCUACACCUCAUCUCUCAGCCACAUCAGUGCACUGCAGCAGGCAGAUAAGAGUGCCACGACGCCCAAGGAAAAGGGAGGAGGAGCGGCCAAAAAGCAGGCAAAGAAAAGAGGAGGGGAAGCAAAACAAACUGUUGCUACUGCAGAGGGGAAGGGAGAGGAGGAAGAAGUCCCACAGCUGGUUCCCAUAGAAACACCAAGCAAAAAGCCUAAACUGGAGAAACAGAAACCGAAAAAGAAGCAGCCGAAGAAAGCACCGAGACCCGCUGCAGCGAAGAAAGGAGCAAAGAAAGGAGCGAAGGCUCCACGCAAACUGACAAAGAAGGCUGGCAAGAAGACCGAGUCUAGAGUAAAAAGAAAGAGCCUAAAGUGAAAUGAGCCUGAGCAGAGCAUCUUUUAUACAUUACCCUCUCAACGCGGACAUUUGACCCAGGACACAGGACCAGAUUGUUCACAGAAUGGUCAAUAUAUUCAGUCCGUUUGUCUUUUUGUUGCUUGAAUGAAGCAGAUUAUAAACUUAAUCUCAAAUGAUCUUUCGCUCUUUGUGUUUUGUGUUGUUGAUUUUUGUAUCAAUUGCAGUCAUGACAAGAGGGCUACAGGUGGAGAUAAAUGGUGUGAGUCAUCAUUAGUGACGAUGUGUUUGUCGUUAAUAUUAUUAAUUCAAUGUUUUUCUCCCCGUCGUGGCAAAAUGUCAAUGUGAAAAAAGGUCUGUGAAAGUCUUGUGAUGGCCUUUGCCAAAAAGUACUCCCGACGAAUUGGUGGUUUAUAAACUCUUCUGAUUACAGUACUCUGUGGUGCAUGGCACAUUGAAAAUUUGUAAGGUUUUAUAUAUUGACUUCACAAAAAAAACAUUAAACUUGUCUUUUCUGACACCCUA
Scophthalmus maximus (turbot) is the source of this 1686-nucleotide messenger RNA. RefSeq names its product ribosomal L1 domain containing 1 (gene rsl1d1). Lineage: Eukaryota; Metazoa; Chordata; Actinopteri; Pleuronectiformes; Scophthalmidae. Gene Ontology annotation, cellular component: 90S preribosome. The transcript has 9 exons. The record is from RefSeq and is a predicted model, not a curated record. Bases 91 to 1182 code for a protein of 363 amino acids.